Molecule: messenger RNA, 3198 nt
Organism: Darwinula stevensoni
Lineage: Eukaryota; Metazoa; Arthropoda; Ostracoda; Podocopida; Darwinulidae
Source: the annotation of a GenBank genome assembly
GUGGGCAUGAGAAAUUUCCACAUCAGACCCAACAAGAAAUGGUGUCCCAUUAUCAACUUGGACAAACUCUGGUCCUUGGUCACUGAACAGACAAGGAAGACCUACAAGGACAACAAAGACGGAAAGGCGCCAGUCAUUGAUGUUGUGCGAGCUGGGUACUACAAGGUGUUGGGGAAGGGAGUACUACCCAAGCAACCAGUGAUCGUGAAGGCAAAGUUCUUCUCAAGGAGUGCAGAAGAGAAAAUCAAGGCUGUUGGUGAAAAGGAAGAAGCAUGUCUGGAGCAUCAAUUGCUGAUGGUUCAAGAAAAGGCACUGAUGAAGGACCUUCAGUCAUACUUCCGUCACCGCAUGGCCCUCAUGCUCCAAGGCUCUUUCAUUCCAUUCAACAUGUCCAGGGAUUCCCAAACCACACAGGCAGUGAACUGGCUCAUUGCAGAACAUCUUGUUCAUUACAACUACCACUUUACCCUUUCAGUGAUGAAAAGUGAAGCUCCUAUCCAUGACAACCUUCCAAAGAUAUCUGCAGCUAAGUCUGAAGGUGUUAGGCAAGUGCUAAGUGUGGUUCCUUCUGCCAUUUCAAAUGUAUGCAACAUUCUGGGCCUGAAUCCAAGGGGAAUCAUGUCAGAGUAUCAAAGGGGCAGAGCAUCUCUGCUUGAGUGCCUUUUGGAGUCAUUAUCACAUGCUGCUGAGACCAAAACAUCCAUGAUUGGGAACUCCAUCCAAGAGCAAGAGAAUUUCCUUCAGAGGCUGCGGUCAGUGGAUGAGCAUUAUGAGAAAUUGAAGAGGGAUGUCUCACCUGGGAAGAAAGAAGCUAUACAGAUGGAAUCCCUGAUGGAAGUUGAUUCUGAAAAGGAGAAGAAAGAUGCAAUGGCUGCCAGAGUGAUUGAGACUCAAGAAGAACUGGAGUUGCUCAAGCAAGAACUGCAGGCUCUCAAGGCUAUCUUUUCGGUCAGUGGAGGAGGAGAAUUAAAAGCAGCAGUAUCUGAAGUUGCAGCUGAAAUGCUCUCAGCUCGAUGUCUCCUGACAGAGCUCAAGUCUUUCAUUGUGCAAGGACCUCAGAGGCAGGCAGAAAUGCAACAGGAAGCUCAGGUCAUUGCAUACAAUCCAAUCCAUGGCAUUUCAGGGGCAGGAUCAACAAGGGAUCAAAAAGAAGACAGUAGUGAUAAGCUUUCUGUCCCAGGAUUGAUGAAGAGUCCAACAGGAAAUGGUCAGAAUCAACACCUGGAGGGGAAAUUAUUGCAACUGGAAGACAAAUUGUCAUCAACGCUGAAAGAAUUGGAGUAUCUACGUCAGGAGCAUCAAGGCUUAAAAUCCUUGAAUCAUGCACUGCAGAAACAGAUGAAGGUGCAACAAAGGCCAGGACCAAGUUUUUCAGAGUCAAGAAUACCCCUUGUGGAGGAGCAGGAUGAGGUGAUUGAAGAUGAAGACUCAUCCUGGUCUAGUGGGACAAAGGAAUUCCUUCAAGGGAGUCGAGAACGGCUGAAAGCCUUGGAAAGGGAAGCAGAAAUGCUGAUGAAAAGAUACCAAGGACGACCGUCAGGGAAAGCUAAUCUCUCAAAUUGUGCCCUGAAGGCGACCAAAAAAAAAGGAAUGACCUUGCAAGAGAAACGCAACUAUGCAUGUAAAGAAGGCGGGAGAGGCGAACACGAUCAAACGGCGAAGGAAAAGGCCUUGCCUGAAGGGAAACGAGCAAGGCAGGAGCUUCGUGCCAGCAGCUACUGUGCGAGAGAAGAAAUCCCCUUCACUUUCUCCUGUGCCGCCAUACGAGGCGGGAGUCAUGUGGUCCUGAUCCUAACAACUCUGGCAUCAGGAGCCGUGAUACCUCCGCCUUGGGCCAACACUGCCACGAAUCCGUGUGCUAAGACUUCCUGGCAAUUGGUUUAUUGGCCUCAAGAUGGGCAGUGUUACAGAAUCUUUCACCAAGGCCCGUGCCCGCCUUCCUUCGAGCUUCGAUUCAACCUGGAGACGACGGCGGCGGAAUGUACGUGUCCUCACGGGACGAAAAUGUGGCUUGGCGAUGGACGAUGUUAUAGGGAAUACGCACGAGGACCUUGUAUGGAGAAUGAGUUUUUCGUUUUCGACGAGGCCGGGACGGGGGAAACUAUUUGCAGGAAACGCUCCCCCUGCCCCGAAGGUCAGCUGUUUUGGCCACGCGAUGGACUUUGUUACAAGAGUCAUUCUCGGGGACCCUGUUUCAAAGGGGAUUUGAUCCACGUGAAUGCAAAGACCGGAGAAGUGGAAUGCGGUUGCGACCAGACUCGAAUGCCCCGUCACUAUUGGCCCUCGGAUCUGGCCUGUUACGAACAUUAUAGCAAAGGUCCCUGCAACGACGGUUACCUGUUCAUCCACAACCGGACGCACGGCUUGGCCCAGUGCAGUUGCAACGAGGCUUUGGUCCAACAUUACCAUCCGGACCUGGAUCAAUGUCACCCAUUGAACGUCCAAGGGCCAUGCGCGCGGGGACAGUGGUACGUGUACGACCCCGAAAUCCAACGACCUCGUUGCACAUGUCGACCGAGGCACGCCCCUUAUAAACAGAAUGGGGGGUGCUACCGAGAAUUCACACGUGGUCCGUGCCCACCUGCUCAAAUGCUCGUCACGCCCGAGGUGUACAAGAAUGAAAAACUCGAAGAACCGUCCUGUGUGGAAGUGCCCUGUCGACCUGGUUGGCUCUACUUCCCCGAAGAGGAAAAGUGUUAUCGAAUUGGAACCCAAGGACCCUGUCCAUCGGGGAAGCUAGUCAUCUACGAACCCUAUCAUCAGACCACUCAACGUGGUACUUGUGCUUGUUCCUCUGAUCUCACUCAGAACUACUGGGAGGACACGAAGGAAUGCUUCGAGACUGGGACCAGGGGGCCUUGUCAGGAGUCGCAAAUCCUGUCUUUCAACCAGACCAGCCAGAAAACGGAAUGCGUCUGUGAUUUCUCCAAGGCCUGGGUCCAGUGGCCCUUGGAUGGGGAGUGCUACAAGCUAGGUUCCCAGGGUCCUUGCAUGGAACAUCAACGACUACAGCUCAACGCGGACACGGAUCACCUGGAAUGCGCGUGCGAACAGGGCUACACCUACGAUUCCAUGUACGGAGCUUGCUUCCCCAAGCCUGCCCUUGAGAUCUUCGGAUAUAAGGAAUUGCUCAAAGUCCGGGCUGCACGCUCAAGGAAGUCACGACCAGUGUCGUUCCACACGUCACAUCAAAGCUGA